GGUGGGUGUUAUGACGUGUGCAAAAUGCUAAAUAGCGUCGAAAUCGCUUGUUUGAAUAAUUUAGUUACAAGUAUGGAUGCUCUAUAGCACGAAUGGUCUGUGUUUAAGCUGUUUGAGUAGGUUCAACCUGGUUAGAAUUGAUUGUACACUAAAGUAAAGCAAUGAGCGAGAAUAAUUAUGAAGUGGUUUUAUCUGGUGGAGGUCCUUUCGGCUUUCGGCUACAAGGAGGCAAGGAAUUCGGCAGAGGGUUGGCCAUACAGUCGGUAGGUUUCAUACAUGGACUCGUUUAGUGCUUAAUAUCUCGUUAACUCAAGUAAAUCCUCCUAUUCCAUUGUAUUUUAGUCGCAUUUUUUAUAUUUUUAUAUUCGCCGUAAGUGACAGAUACAUAUGUCUGCGAGUUAAUAGCUCUGUCUGGCAGCACGCUAUGAUGAGACGCCUUAUGUUUUGACUGUGUAGAGCUAUUUGAAAUAUUUUAGACUCAUUUCGAUAAUUGUAGAGUAAAUAUGAGUGAGUGAGUGAGAAUUCAUUCAAGUUUGCUUUCAAAUUAAUAACCGGCCAAAUGAAAUCGAAAAUAUAGCUAAUUUAGUUUUUUAUGUGUUAAAGUAAUCAACGACUAUAGGCUACAUCAAUUGUUUGCACAGUCAGUUAUAACAUAGGCAUAGCUUAAACUAUUAUGGUCGAGUUCUUUAUGACGUGAUAUUUAUUUUACAGCUAUUUUAAAUAUUUCAGACUGAUUUCGACAAAUUUGAGUAAAUGUGAAUGAUUUCUAUAUAAGUUUUUGUGAGGCGAAUGACAGAUUUGCCCCUAUAACUUGCUGCUCAUGAGCGAAACGAAGGUAUAGCUAGCCUUAACACUGCGUACAUGCGUCGAAGUGUUGGACGCUUUCUCGGCUUCAAAAUAUUUAUUUAAACCAGGGAGCGUCCGGAAAAUUUAAUAUGAAAGCGCUGGUUUCGCUACAACUUUGUCUAUAUAACUAUAAGAUUCAAUAACACGGCUAUGUUUUAAACAACGCCGUCCAUACUUAUGCAUGGGGGGUCGAUCGUUCGGUUGAAUUGGUCCGAGGAUUCCACGAGAUUCCACGAUAUUCUGAGUUUAGCGAAGUUGAUUUAACUAAUAACACAGCGAUAAAGAAUGUAAAUUAUUUGGUUUUACAAUAUCAUUGAGAUUAUUUUAAUUUAAUGAACUCGUAUAUAAAUAAUGAAACUCUUUGUAUCUUCUGUCUGCCAAGAAACUAUUGUUACAGUUAAAUAUACUAGUAACCAAGAUUUUCUUGAUAAUGACCGAAUUUUAAAGCUUUAUUAAUAUUAGCUAAGAAAUUGUUUCAAUACAAUUUUCGUGGGAUUAAUUUGGCCCCAAUGCACAAGUUUAAUACUCAAAUUAUCAAGAAUUACAAAAUCAAAUUACAGACUCUCAAUUUUGCCCAAAAUGUAGCUAUACUCAAAAAAAUUGUGUUUGACUAGUUUGAAGAUCUUUAAAGAGGAAAGACAAUUAUUUCUCAAUUUAAUGUCGAUAUGGGAUACCAAAAACAUGUAAUAUUGUGUUUGCAAUGUGGCCUAUAAACGUAUAAAUAUAACGUAUCGCUGUCGUUCCCUCUGCCUGUAGUGACGUAGAUCUCCAUUUUACCGACAGUAAUUUCACAAUAGUCAAUACAGCAAUUAAUUAAGUUGAGUGAUCUGUUUGAGUAUAUUAUAAGCUAGGGCAGAAACUACGGUGCUUAGAUCUACAGUAAUGCAGGAUUGCAGGUUGUGGUGUAUGAGUUAUUUGAGAUCACCUAAUGCCAGGUCUAAGGACAUUCUGCAAGAAUUAGGCUGGCAACCAUUGAUGGAAAGAAAACAAGCCGGCAUCAGUUAUGCAUAAAGUUACAAAAGGCGAAUGUUUAGGGAAUCACAAAUAUGUUCAAAAUUAUAAUUUGCGCAAUAGCGAUUCCUUUUAGAACUAAUUUUCUUUUAAAAAGCAUAAGUUAUAUAUUUGGGUGCGAACAUUUGGAACGAAUUGCCCACUGAACUAAAUGUGGUAUUAACUGGUGGUGUAUUACUACCAUUUAUUAUAUAAUGUAUAGUGCUUUAAAGAGAUUUCGAGCACUGAUAAAAGUGAUAAUUCACAUGUCAGAUUAUUUAUGAUAAUCUCACAUGUGAAAAUUAUCGCUUUUCAAUUUUCGCUUUUCUGUAAAAAAUAUCGCUUUUCAAAGACUGUCCUUUAUAUAAUAAACAGAAAAAUACAUGGGUGCUUGGAAAUACCAGAUUUAUUUCUCGUGUUGAACCUGAUAUUUCACUCGUGAGAUAUCAUGUUCAACACUCGAAAUAAAUCUGGUAUUUCCAAGCACCCAUGUAUUAUUCUCUAUAUAAAAGCUUGCGUGCUUAUAGAGAGAGUCACAGUUAAAUUCCUAAUUAAUGUUUUGUACGAGGUUUUGUAUAUUAUGUAAAUAGAUAAGAAUUAGUGUAUUUAUUGGUAGAUAUGUGGAUAUAGACGUAAAAUUUGUUUGUACUUUGUUAACUGUGUUAGGGUCAUUAAUUCUCUCGCUAUCUACAGACCUUUGCCAAAAAUAAUUCCUAGAAUUGGAAUCUUUCUUUUCAUAAACCGCUUCAAAACAUGGAGCUAAAAUUGGUCUGUGCCGAGGAUUUCACGUUGUUUGGACAGUUAAUUCGCGUGUUACAUUUUUGCCAAACAUUUGACUGGAAUUUGCUGCUGCAGUGAAAGUUUCACUGUCCGCAUGAAAAACGCUGUAACUCAAAACUUUGUAAUUCAAAACGGUUGUAACUCGCGCCCUGACCGUCGAAAACAACGUGACAUUUUCGUUAUAGAUUAAUAUGAGCCAUUCGUAAUAUGAACCAUUUCCGUUAUAGAUUAAUAUGAGCCAUGAGGCAAUUUCUAUUUUUGCCAAAUAUCAAGAUGAAAAAUUGACACUUGCUGUCUUGGACCGGAAAAUACCCCAAAACAAAGGUCUUUAUUUGUGUUAUAUUUUUUUGUUCUGUAAUAGUGUGUGUUUUGGUUUGUUUCAGAUUACAUCCGGUGGCAAAGCGGAUGGUAAAGGAAUAUGUUCCGGUGACAGCUUGAUAGCUAUAAACGGUCAGACCACAGAAGGCAUGACACACAUUGAAGCUCAAAAUGCCAUCAAACGCUCUCAAACAUUGAAACUAAAUCUCAACAGGUAAAGGGCUCUGUGUGAUAUGUGGGUGUGAUCUUGAUAAUUGUUGCCGGAAGUAUUUUUGUAAUUUCCUGUUACGUGGCGACCAAUUUAAAGGUAUUUUUGGCGCAACGAAAACGGCAAUUUACCGGGCAUUCCAUUUAUUCAUUUAUUCAUUCAUUCACCGCAAAUGCGCGACAAGAAGACAACAAUUAUCAGGAUGUUUGGCGUGUUGUUUUGCUGGAAAUUUAUAGCUUUGUAGAUGGCAUCACUUAGUAAGUAUUUGUGCAUGAACUUGUGGUUAGAGCUCGACAACUGUCUCUCUGUAGCUCAGUUGGUUAAGCCUGGUUUCCAUAUGGUUGUAACUGUCGUGACACUGUCGCAAGUUAAUUUCUCACCCAGGGAUCAUACAAGCAGCUGCCGGCAGUUUUAAAAAGAGGACCUUUGUCCAUCGGCGUACGGGAACGGAAAAAUUAGGGGGGCAGAACGAAAUUUGCCCGACUUUUGAAUUUUGCCCGACCAGUCAAAUACCCUAUUUCCCUGCUGGCAGAGGUCUCUAUUUGUGCUGGAAGCGAAGGAGAAGAGACCUCUGCCUAGAUCUGACACGUUUUCUGUCGCGCAUGUGCACAAAUUGCCAUGACAACGAGUGAUGUUCACCACGUGAUAUCAAACCGGUUUUUGCGAGAGCAACUUGGUAUUAAUUCAAAGACUUACCGUAGUUUGAAGGCAAACAAAUGUAUCUCGGCCCGAUAAAACAGAAAAGAUUGCUUUCUUUUGUUCUUCUGUCAUAAAUGCCAGCAGGGAAAAACCCUAUGCUAAACUUCGCAAACUUUCGAAAAGCUAAACAUCUUUCGCCAUGUUGCCCUAUUUUCUUGCAUUUUUUACUAUUAUCUUACAUAUUUCUUGUUUUUCAGUUUAUUUUCCCCACUUUUUCCCAACUUACGUUCAACAUUUGCCCGACUUACGUUCAAAAUUUGCCCAACUUAUUAACAUUUCAAUUUUUCGGGGGGGGGGGGGCAGCUGCCUAGCCUCGUAUGCCUAUGCCUUUGUCCUCCCUGCUGAUUGUCGCAAACUGUUGCCAGGCUGUCGUUUUUCUGUUGCCAUUAAAAAAAUAACCAUCACGACACGUUUUUAUCCUGUCGCAACUGUCGUCGAGAUAGAACUCAAGUCUAUCUCGACGACGCUGUUGUAACUGUCGUGAACUGUUGCCAGUUUGUCGCGACAAGACUUUUCUUCAUGUUUCCAUUUGGUCGCGAACACUACUCUGACGACAGUUACAACACGUUCGCGACAGUUACGACCAUAUGGAAACCAGGCUUUAGAGCGCUGCACCGGAAUUGCAGGGCCGCAGGUUCGAUUCCUACCAGAGGGCCGAUAGUUGGAUUUUUCGCAACCGUGCUCCUGGUUAGGUCUAAAGCCUGGUUUCCGCAUGGUCGUAACUGUCGCGAACGUGUUGUAACUGUCGUCAGAGUAGUGUUCGCGACCAAAUGGAAACAUGAAGAAAGUCUUGUCGCGACACGCUGGCAACAGUUCGCGACAGUUACAACAGUGUCGUCGAGAUAGACUCGCAUUCUAUCUCGAGUCGAUGACAGUUGCGACAGGCCAAAAACGUGUCGUGUUAUUUUUUAAUGGAAACAGAAAAACGACAGCGUGGCUACAGGUUGUCUUCUCAAACCUGCCGCCAGCUGCUUUUACGAUCCCUUGGAAACGAAAUUAACUUGCGACAGUGCACGACAGUUACAACCAUAUUGAAACAAGCAUAAAAUCCCGGCGUGGAUUGCCACUCAGAGUAACAUCACACUGCCCGGUGUGGAUGUAUACUCAGAGUAACAUCACACAAGCAUCUUAUUCACCUGAGUACAUUACACCAACGCAGCAAAUUUCAAGCAUAAAAUCAAUAAUAACAUAAUAACAUUAAUGCUCCACAAACAUUUAAAAGUUACGUGUCACUCGUGUCGUCAUAAAAUGUGUUGUAAAUAAUGUAAUUUUUUUAUAUAUAUACAUAUUAUUAGGGACCCUGCGAAUGGAGCAAUAAGCUCUGUAGGGCUAACCUGUCAUUUACACAGAUAUCUUAUAUACACUAGAUAGCGCAUCUCUUUUAGUAAAAUUGAAGCCAAGAAUAUUCCAGCGGUUACCCCCAUUUGAAUAGAUGGCGGCCAUGUUGGUCGUUCCCACUUGCUAAUAAACGCUUAAAAACAACAAUAACUUCAUCAUUUGAGUAGUUUAAUAACGUAUUUGCAUGGAAUAGGGUUAACUUAAUGUUUAAGCUCCCUGUUUAAGAAAUAGAAAACAUACGAAUCUUCUCAUUUCAUGGGAACGACCUGAGACUGUAAUCACGGCUUCAAUUUUUGAUUUGCAGAAUAAUUACAUGUGUAUAUAAGAUAUCUAUGGUCAUUUAUGACUAAGUUUGUAAAAAAAAAAUCAUCCACGACAUAUACUUCACGACACGUUCGCGACAGUUACAACCAUAUGGAAACCAGGCUUAACAAUGUAUGAAAAAUUCCACCGCUAAAUUUCCAUCUACAAAUCCAUGGAAAACAAUUGCCUGUUAUUAUGAAUAAUUUCCAAAUAUUAAUGUUAAAUCCGGUCUAAACGUCUCGAAAACGUAAAUCUUGCAAAGUGCACCGAGUGUCACUGACGAUACCUAUAUAGGCUAUACUCAGUCGGGAUUACCAGAAUGUCUUCUUACAUCCCGUUUAACAACUUGAAUAUUUUCGUAUUUAGGAAGGCUGGCAACCUGGCAGCAUCAAUGGGUAAAAAGGAUGCGGUGGUUACAGUUGAAACGACACACUCGGCAAAAGUCGACUACAAAUACAACCCCAAACCUAAGCCUUUUGGAGCCCCAAAACCUGCUCCAGCUCCUGUGAAAUCACCAACACCGUAAGUUCUCAAGAGUAAAAUAUUUGACAUGCAUAUUUUCGAUCUUCUCCAUUCGAAACGGUUUCAAGCACUAUGUCAGAUUUCGAGAAAUAACAAUUUGAUGUCAGCACUCUAUAAAUGCCAGAAAUGAAACGAGCAUGUCAAAGGUAGUAAGUGCAGGCACAAAAUUUUGAGGUUAUAUUUAAAUUUAAAAUUGUGGCAUUAGUUUUAUUUCAAAAAGCAUGUCCGUCAAACCUCGAUCCCCGCCAUACACUGAAAAAUCGUUUAACCUGUUUUCGUCUACUCACUUCCUUAAUGAGACAAUUCUAUAUGCAGCGCUAACAAAUUUACAUGCAACAGUUUUCUUUUCUAUUUCUGGACUAAAUUAUUCGAAAAGGCGCAUUCGUUGUACCAAAGUCCAGAAAUUAUGAGCCCUGUUGCAUGUACACGUUCGUAUGGUUGCCUACUAAAUCAGCAGAAUUUGUUUGCAAACUUAUCAUCAUCAACGCUUGGGAAUCUGAGUCACUGGUGAUACAGAUCAAAAGCUACCGGCAAACGCUCGGAAAUUUGUGUGAUCAGUUUAUCCGACAAAAUCAGUUCGAAGCGUUUUAUAUACCUAUAUAAGUUGAAAACUUACAUUUAUAGAAUCCACUUAAGUGUGUGCUCCUCCCGUUCCUUUAUUUUGAUUGAGGGCAGCGGAAGCAUCCACUAAUUAUGGCGGUACAUCAUGCGUGCUGAGCAUUGCGCAGUUAAAUUGCGUGUAGCGGUGUAGGCGUUAGGGUGAUGGUCAACACUUAUUUAAGGGUACUGAGGAUGGCAAUUGAGACACCAGCCCUGUAUCCAACCCCUGCCAGUUAGAGUCUUUUUGUAAUUUGUAAUAUUUGUGUGUAUGCGUGGUAUGUACGUUAUUGGCAAAUUUAAUAAAUUCAAAUACUUAAUUAAGGAUAAAAAUAAUAAUAAUUCUAAUAAAAAGUGCAUUAUCUGAAAAUCACGGGCCUCUUGAAAGCCCGGGCCUGUAGGCUACUGGGUAAUUCACCACUGUGUAUCGCAUGAUACAUAUGGAAUACGCAAGACUCUCUCCAGCUUGACAGGUAGAAUUGUCUGGCGUUAGACAGAGUAAAAUAAUAAGGAAUAGGGCGCAGUUGGAUAGAGAAAUUACUUCUUGUUGAUUCCUUCAAAAUACGCUGACAAAUUUCGCUCAUUUCAUCGUUAAAUUUCUUCAGUAAACCCGCACCACCCGUAGAAAAGAAGGACGACAAUUUGGAGGACUCAGAGGUUUUAAAAAUGUUACGAAGUUCGAACAUUUCUGAACAGGGGACAGGAUUGCGACGUACGGACCACGGGCGUCGGAUAAGCAGGGGAUCUGAUAACAAUGAUGAAGGUAACCUUGAUUGUCGCUAAUUUGGUAUAGAAAAUAGUAUGGUUUCGAAUGCAAUUUGGAAAAAAAACCUGCACGAUUGAGUUUUUCAAAGAGCAACCGAAGGACGAGUGCUAUUUGUUGUCUUUGAAAAACUCAAGAGUUCUUGCUUAUCCAAAUUUCACGAGAAACCAUCUUAUUACGUAAAAUAAACAUAAAAAUGUUCGAGACAAUUUUAACGUACGUUGAUGCCGCGAACCGUCCACUGACAAAUCACAUUAUGCAACGCUAACGGUUUGAAAAUUUCACUCAACUAUUGUUAGUUUUGUUUCCAUUUUUAAAAAAGAUAAAUGUCAUACUUUCCACCCGAAGUCAACUUCUACUUUAUGUAGCGCGGCCGCCAUGCUUGUUUUGUUUUGAAGCAAUGGCUGUGGCCUUUACUCGAGGAUUGCUUUAAUUAAGCUGAUUGGUUGAUUUUAUCUUCGCAUUGUUUUUCCAACAAUCAGAUCAGUUUGUUACAGAUUUUCGCACUGUUGUAACAGAUUGUUGCACUGUUAUUACAGAAUUUUGCACUGCUGUUUGAGAUCAACUGCACUGAAAUCAAGAAAUGUUAGCCAAUAAAUUUUAUAUUUUUGUUAUGUCUUGUCUGAAAGUCAUUUGCUGGGCUUUAAUUUUCAUUUUUAAAUCACAGUCGAGUAUAAUAUUUUUUAAUGUAGGUAAUAGCAUGGUUUCUCGUGCAAUUUGGAAAAAAACAUGUACGAGUGAGUUUUUCAAAGACGAUCAAAAUUGCGCAAGUCCGAAAAUCUUUGAAAAACUCACGAGUGUAUGUUUUUUCCAAAUUGCACGAGAGACCAUACUAUUUGUUAAUAAUAUACAUGAAAAGUUCACACUCUUCGAUAACACCCCGUGCACUCCCCUACGCCAUUUCAGCAUUGUUUUCAUUGCUUGUUAGCAAACCUUCUCAAUUGAUUGUGCUCCUUGUACUUAAAUUGUUAUAUUCACGUACGAUUUUCCAUUGAAAGUGUGCAAAAAGUCGUCAAAAAAGUGAAAAUUUAUAUUGCUACUAUAUCUGCCGUCAUGUUGGUUUUUCUACCUCGUUUCCAGGCUCUGCACUUGUUUUGUUACUAGCACUGCAGUGAUUGCACAGUCUGCCUUUUGCAAAAAUAGUUGCACUGCCCUUAGCCAAUCAGAAUUGAGUAAUUUUUUUCAUCUGUAUAUAUUAUGUAUAUUAUUACACUUUAUAAAUUGUAAAUUAAUUUAAACUAAAAUGAUUGCCGAUUAUUUCGUUUCAGACCUACCUCCGCCCCCUCCCGAAGCAUAUGAAGAAGAAAAUAUCGGUCCUCAAUCAAAAACGUUUCGUUUACUGGAGAAAAGCAUCAACUCUGGAGGUACACUGUCAUCCUUAUCGUGGGAUAUAUAUAUAUAUAUAUAUAUAUAUAUAUAUAUAUAUAUAUAUAUAUAUAUAUAUAUAUAUAUAUAUAUAUAUAUAUGCUUGAAGGGUCUUGUAGAUGGAAAUUAUCGAGUGUAAAUUUAUAUACAUUUAAUAAUAAUAAAUAUCAAGAUUUUCUUGGCAUCUCACUCGAUUGAUUACUACCCUUCGAGUUGCCAGACCGCCGCUUUACCCAUUGAGCUAUCGAGUCAGCGUGCACGAAAUAUUUGAAAAUAAUAAAGGCUUAUUGACCCAGCGUGAGGUCUGUACUGUGAAAUAUCAGACCGAAGUUUUUUAGUAUGGACCGAGCGACAAGGAGCGAGGUCCAUGAAAAAAACAGAGGUCUGAUAUUUCACAGUACAGACCGAACAAGCGAGAUCAAAAAUCGGUUUAUUAUAUGGCUGAACUGAGUCUGAGAGCAUAUGCUUUUCGCGCGAAUUAAAUCGGCUAUCGUCAGUUUCACUGGGUAACAAUAUACGGUAGGCAUGCAUGCUCAAUCAAAAACAAUUUGGUUGUUUGAAAUUUUUAUCUGUAAAUUUUAAUGACACAGUUGGAAAAUUAAAAAGCAAAAAAAUUGUCUGUUUGCAAAGCAAAAAUUUCCCGCCAGAUAAACGACAUCCGGGACACCGGUCCAGAUACGGAAAAUACGGACCACGGUCGGACAAAGUACGGGCCAAGGAUGGUUCUGGAAUAGAAUUGAAACACUGUGCAUCCUCCAACAAAAUAAAGCCGACAAAAUAAAGCCACUUAAUUAAUGUUUUUUUCAACCCGAGUUGAUAUUACCAGUCCAGGAUGAAAUAUUCAGCCGGGAUAGCUGCAACCGGGCUGAAAUUUCAGCACGAGAUGAAACUCGGUCCAGGCUGAAAUUUUUGCCAAGCUGUGUUUUAAUGGAAUGAGUAAAUCAGCCCCUCAUUGCCCCCAUAAAAUGGUCACCAGCAGGAAUUUGAGCUCCAACACAUAAUUUUGACAUUACUGUUUUCCUUUUUUAUUUCAGAGGACCACCCGAGUGCACUGAGUCGCCCAUCCGCUAACCCACCUACAACGACUCGUAUUUCCGCCCCGAAACCUUACAGCCCACCAAGUCACAGUAGACCGCCUCAGGCAAUUACGGUUCACACUGGAUCACCACCUGCGCCCGCGUACAACAAGCCAGCGAGAUCCUAUGGCGGAGCUCCGGCCCCUGAAGCUCCGGCUGCUCCGGUGUCUCAUCCUGCACAACCUACGCCUGCACAACCCAGGGUCAACGCGCCACCUCAGAAAAAACCUGGUACUCCAAGUUGCGAACAUUGUGGGGAAGUUAUUCAGUAAGUAAAGGAAGACUUAAAAUUGACCGUAAAAACUGUUUUAAAAAACCCAAUAGAAGCAACUUUAGCGAACUUAAGCAAGACGUAAUCUAGUAUACAGGGACCUGACAAGAAACAGCUUAAAGAACUACUGUUAUUAAGAACCUCGACAAGCAGGAUGAAAGUACAACGAGGACGCGUAAUAAUAUCAUAUUAAUGCAAGAAAAUGCGCAGAAAAGAACAACUAAAAUUCCACGGAAGUUUUGACGUCGCCGUUGCUCUGUAUACAACGCUUACAUUUCAAGCUGGGACAACUGCUACUUUCAAUAGGCAAUUCCAGCUUUUAGUUUAUGUGUGCAGGGGACAAUGGGAAGUAAGUUAUCAUAUUGCUGAUUAUGCUGAAAAAAUAGAAAUGGUGGCCGUGGAAACACAGAGUGAUAGCUUAUACUUGUAAAUAUUGAAAUAUUUCGGUUGUUUCGGUAGUUUUAUUGAAAAUUUUCAGCAUAAUCAGCACUUUGAUACCUUACUUCCCAUCAUCCCCUGCAGGCAAGAACUAAAAGCUGGAAUUGCCUAUCGGGUCCUAGAACUUUUCUCAAUCAUAAGCACUGUGUUAACGUUGAUCCUUAAACUUUUUUUUCUUCCAUACGAUGGAUAAUAGACGACAGGUUUUCUUCUGCAACAUGUGGUUCAACGAGUUUGUUUACCAUCGCCGUCGCAUUCGAUUCCCGUCCUAGUAGUUCUACCACGGCGGCAACAACUUGUUGAACUAAAUGGUUGUACGGAAAACCUGUCAUCUAUUAUCCAUCGUAUGGAAUUAAUACGGUUUAUUAAGGAUCGAGGUUAAGACAUGGAUUUAUGGUCGAGAAGAGUACUAGGAUCCAAUUUGAAAUAACCGUUGACCCAUGUAGCCGUUGUAUACAAGACAUGAUAAUCUGUGAUUCGCUAUUAAACAAAACCAGCACGAUUUUAAUAAUUAAUAAUUUAUUUUCUACAAUAUCAAUAAUUAUGAUAUGGUAGCGCUGUUAGCUCAGCCGUCCUAUACCUGCUUAAGGUUGCUCCUAUUGGGUUUUUGCACCGAUCAAAUUUGACCGAUCAAAUUUUGAACCGAUCAAAUUUGCGUUGUCUGCGCGAGAAAAUCGCACGUGUAACCUAUAGGCUCAGUAAGGUCUAUAUAUCUGAGCAAGAAUAACUUCAAUCAUUCAGUCCAUGAGAAAACUGAAGCCACGAUAGCCGAAAUUGACGUCCAAAACCUAUAAAAGUCGUGAACAGUUUUCAUACCAUUUUCCCAGCUAAUUCUAGUUUUUUCUAGCGGAUCAUAUCGCUAAUCAAGAUACCAGAAACCAUUGUAUUAUCUUUUUAAAUCAAGGUCAAAAUACGAAAUUCCGGCACAUUCCCCACAGCUUCGUGUUAACCGCGCAGACAAAGACAAUAGAAAUUGGGACUGGACCUGACGUCCAAUAUUGCCAUCACUUUUUGGACUGGAAUUCCCACUCCAGAUAUAUACGGAGCUCACUGGCCUAUUCUAAGGAAUUCCUAGAAAUCUUUAAAUUGUUAUGUUUUUGUAUACUGUAGAACAUAAUGACCACAUACAUACAGGGUGUCCCCCAAAAAGUAAACCCUUUCAAAUUCAAAUCAGCCAUAACCUGUUGUAGUAAUUCGCUGAUGCGACACAAAUGACAACCUCGUUCCCAGGCUCUUCCCUCUUGUGGAGGAAAGAAGUACACUUUCUUUUCUGGACACGAAAGUAUUGAAUAUUGGAAUUAUUACUGGAACUUGGCAUAUAUUUGGCCAAUCUUUGUUUGUGCCUUUGCUCAUUUUGUUGCAAAGGCAUUUUGGAAUUCUCGACUUUAUAUUUCAUUUACUUCGCUCCUUCAGCACAUCUAAAACAAAGAUGAAAUUUAUUUCAAACUUCAAAUUUCAAUACUGCGCACUUUCGCAUUCAAUACUGCACACUUUUUAUUCAAUACUGCACACUAAAAUAUGUUCUGCACUGACUAGUCUUUACAUUUUUUAUCAGGGGACCUUUUGUGAGUGCUCUUGGUCGUAACUGGCAUCCUGAUCACUUCCGUUGCGGAGGCUGCCAAUGCUCGCUACAGAAUAUUGGAUUUGUUGAAGAAGGUGGUCUCAUGUUUUGUGAGAAUUGCUAUAAUCAUAGAUUUGCACCGAAGUGCGCUUCUUGUAAUCAGCCUAUCAUUGGGGUAAGUAUAAACAUAAAUAAUCUGUCGUUGGUUUUAUGCUCUGGCUAGACGAGAACAAGAGUUGCAUGAGAGUUGACUGGAUACCAUUGAAAUGAAUAUAACUGGAAUGCUACCUUCAGAUAAACUGCCUAUCCUGUCAAGUGAAAUUCCUGACCUCUGCGAAAUACCUGACCAAGCGUAACGGGUCAGAAAUUUCGCGCGUGCAGGCACGAAAUACAUGACGCUUGCUAAAUUCUAUGUCGGCCAAAACUGUUUUUUAGAGUUUAGAUAAAAUAAUCAUGAUGUUAAUUUCUAAUACUUAAAUAUUUCAAGUCGACAUCGCUAAGUUUCAAUCAUAAACACUUUGAAUUUCAAAGCGAAUUGUGUGGUCGUGACCGCGAAAUACACGACGUUUGCUAAAUACAAUCGGUCGAAACGAUUUUUAAGUCCAUAUGCAAAGUUACCAAAUGUUUCUAAUAUAGACAUCGCCAAAUCUAAACUGCCAACUCACGAACUCAUUGUUGCUGCUUGCUAAAUAGUGAGAAUCAAGAAGGUCAAACGCGAAACGAUUUUUGGUGCUUAUAGUAUACAAAUAAUGAAUGUUUCUUCGUGCAAUGGUAAGAAUAUUUUCAUGAGGUGAAAGAUGGAAUGUUCCAUUCAACGAGGCGACAGCCGAGUUGAAUGGAACAUUCCAUCUUUCACCGAAUGAAAAUAUUCUUACUAUUGCACGAAGAAACAUUCGUUAUUUGUUUUAUAUAAUACCAAAAGUCCAGAACAGACUAAUAGAUUAGUAUGAGAAGCAUUUUGAGGGAUGCGAUUUAUCGAAAACACAAAGAGUGCAAUUGUACUAUACGUUUUAUUCCAUUGCACUCGCGGAGAGUGCAAUGGAACGCGUUCCAUUGCACUCUUGGGAAAUGGAAUUUUCUAUUCAAUAUCACGUGACCAUAAACAGCCAAUUAAAUGAUUAGAAUUUAAUAAGGUAUUAUAUAAUAAUGCAUAUAGCAUAACCUUUGAAACUGGUGUCUAUUUUACAUCACUAUAAGAGCGCUUUUGGAGUGACUUUUUCCAUAUCUGUGAUUCAAGCUUUAUUAUCUCUGAACGCUAACGUUCACAAUCAGUGGUAUAGUGUCAAUUCAUUUGAUCAAUUGUAGAAUUGAUGCAGGGCCGUAGCGAGGGGGUAUUGGGGGGUUAAUUGUAGAUUAUGGUGAGAAAUCAGGUUAGCCAUUCGGAAAAUUACGGCAAUAGGUAUAGCAUUUAGUUAGUUAAGCAAAUAAAAUAUUAUUGUCAUGAUUCAAACUGGUUGAAAAUGGAUAACGUAAAACAAAUCGGAAAUCGGUAAAUGUUUUUCGGUUUAUUACUUCGCAAGGCCGUAGCAGUCGGGAGGAGGGAGGGGAGGGACUGGGGGCAGCAGCCCUUACGAUAAUUUGCUGAUAAUCAUUCUUUUUUCAAAAUCAUGCACACCUUUAUCAUUUAUAAAUAAUAUACCUUUAAAAUACUGACAAUAGACUAGAGGUGUGCAUCGGAUCGGAUUGUCCAGUCCGACAAUUGCCUAAUGUUUAAAAUCCGAUCCGAUAUUGUCUAAUCCGAAUCCGAUCCGAGUUUUGAAAAAGAAUUCCGAUCCGAUCCGAAGAAUUCUUUAAUAAAAUAAAUUUCUCAUUCAAGUUGAAAUAUUUAACCAAAUAAAUAUAAAAGCAAGAAAUACAUAUCAAGAAGCUAACAAAGUGACGUCCAAUUGAAGUAUCAAACGAAUAAUGCAGCGACAACCGCGAUGAUACUUUGAUAAAUGCAUGGAUAAUAAUAAUAAUAAUAUUUAUUCAGGAAGCUCCACUCACCGAAGUGGUUUUCAGGGAGGCAUGGAUAAUUAAUUCAUUUUAUUAAUUUCGGAUAUCGAAGUCCGAUCUCGGAUCCGAUUACGAAACAACUUUAUAUCAAUCCGUUCCGAAAUAGUUAUAUUUUGGUUCCUGGACAAAAAUUUCACCACAGCUUGAAAGAGCAUCUGAAAAUUAGUAAUAUUCCGAAGUUUCGUUGAAUGUUGUAAAAUGCGGAUAAUAUAGCCUUGCGAAGUUUGCCGUUUUUUAGUCAUUUUGCAUUACAAACGGGAAAUUGAUAAUCAGUAGAUGAUCAAACAGGUGAUUAUCAAUUUCCCAUUUGUAACUUACAAUGACUGAAAAACGGCAAACUUCGCAAGGCUAUAUAUUAUCUGCAUUUUACAACAUUUCGCAACGAAACUUCGGAAUAUUACUAAUAUUGUGACGCUCUUUCAAGCUGUGAUGAAAUUUUUGUCUAGGCUUGCCUUUUUGUCUAGGCUUGUCUUCCCCAAAGUCCAGGAAAUGGCAUUUCAGGGAAUCUAAAUUUAAAAAUUUCCUCGGGCCUUCGGCCCUCGUUCCCAGCCCCAAUAAAAAAGAGCUUCUUACGGCACUGCAUGCUUCUGUAAUAUGUCUUUGCGUAAACUAUGUGUAUUUUUGUUUGUAAAUUGCAUCUUCAUUUUCCAGAUAGCAACGCCUUCGUGGCUUCGUAUGCCAUGAAAUAUUCUGAUUUUUUUUUCGUCAUUCGGAAAUUUUACAUUUCUAACUAUACAUGCUAGCUACGGCCCUGAAUUGAUGUUUGAAAAUUUAUGUAUAAAUAAAAUGACUUUAUAAAUACACGUGUUGUCUGUUGAGUUGCGAAAUUUAUGAGCCAAAGUCAUUCAUGCGCAUCGUCUGCGCAUGGGCAGUUCUACAAUAGUCAGAUAUUUCGCAAGUCAGGAAUUUCGCGUCACACCGGAAGUCAGAUCACGCGUGUUUAUGUCAUGAUUGACAAUCUCGAAACCAGAGCCUGCAAUCCUCUGAGGAGGUUUGCUGAGGCUCUGGGAAACACCAGCGAAAGUCGGCCUCUGAUUGGUUGUUUUUCAAGUGCUAAUUAUUAUUCAAACCGUGAGCCGUAUUUAGUGAUUCAAAUUUCAAACAUCGUUUAAAAUUAAUAUAAAGUUUAUUUCUUUUUGUGUAUUAUGUUUAAACAUACCAAUGAAACAUUGAAACACACAGCAUAACAUUAAUAAACUUAUUAAGCUUUCCUAGCUUCUCGUAUGAAAUCAAAAGACUAUUCUAUUUCUGAUAUUGAUAUGCUAUAAAUAACAAAAUUAGAAUAACAACAGUGCAGCAUUACCAUAUUAGGUCAUGAUAAGCCGUUGCCUAUAAUAUUUAAAAUAACACAACAAUCCAUGAUUUACCGUAAUUAAACAAGUUAAAAUAAAUCACUACCAGUAUCUUACAACAAUUCAAAACCAUGGCAAGUGUUCUUUGAAGAAUUAAAGUCGUAAUAAACUUAAACAACGGCAUAAAUUAUGUUUGACGGCAGUAAUGUCUAUUUAUAAAUGUCGAGCGGAGUACUGGAUCCAAAUGUACUGAUUUUCGUGCAAAAGUCGCCGGUGUUUCCCAGAGCCUCAGCAAGCCUCCACAGAGGAUUGCGGGCUCUGGUUUCGAGAUUGACUGAUUGACUGAUUGAGCGGACUGGCCUUCAAGUUGGGCUUCAAAUUUCCGGUUGGAGGUAGCGUUCCAGUUCUAUUCACUGCAAUGCUAUAUAAUAUAUAUAUAUAUAUAUAUAUAUAUAUAUAUAUAUAUAUAUAUAUAUAUAUAUAUAUAUAUAUAUAUAUAUAUAUAUAUAUAUAUAUAUAUAUAUAUAUAAUACGAUUCAUUUUCUCUGUUGUAGGUAAGUGUGAAAGCUUUAGGAAAGGUCUACCACCAAGACCACUUCACGUGCAAUCACUGUGGUAAACAGUUAGCAGGCGAGGGAUUCCAUGUGGAAAAUGGAGACCCAUACUGCAGUCAAGAUUAUAAAGAAUUAUUCUGCGUUAAGUGUUACUCUUGUAAGCAGAUUAUCAGGGCGGGAGACCGCUGGAUGGAGGCUGUAAACCAGAAAUGGCAUGCUGAUUGUUUCAGGUGUAUGGUAAGUUAUCUUGCAAUUUGUACGCGUUAG
Paramuricea clavata is the source of this 16183-nucleotide messenger RNA. Lineage: Eukaryota; Metazoa; Cnidaria; Anthozoa; Malacalcyonacea; Plexauridae. The record is from the annotation of a GenBank genome assembly.